AGACCUGAAAGCACCCCUGCCCACAGAAGACAUCACUGAGCAAGUCGCCUCUGUGCCCUAAAGACACAAGGAGAGAAGGAGGCAUGAGCUGUGGCCAGAGUUGAGGGCCUGUGGCCAAUCCCCAAUCCUUGCACCCUCAAUCUCCCCGAGCCCGAGCCCUCCCCCAGCCUUCACCAUGUCUUUUGCCAUGCUGCGCUCGGCACCCCCCAGCCGAUACCUGUACCCCGAGAUCAGCAUGCUAUCGGAGGAUGAUGAGAAUGGCAGUGAGAGUUCAGGCUCCGACGAGAAGCCCUACCACCUGGAUACGGAUGGCUUUGGCCUCAAGGGUUCUAAGCGGCGUGCAGGAGGCAAGAAGGGGAGCAGUGGUGGGGGGCGUCUGAGCCGAGAGCCCAGGCAGAGACACACAGCCAAUGCCCGAGAGCGGGAUCGCACCAACAGUGUCAACACUGCCUUCACUGCCUUGCGCACCCUUAUCCCCACGGAGCCUGCAGACCGCAAACUGUCCAAGAUUGAAACGCUGAGGCUGGCAUCCAGCUACAUCUCCCACCUAGGCAACGUGCUGCUGGUGGGUGAGGCCUGUGGAGAUGGGCAGCCUUGCCAUUCCACACCAGCCUUCUAUCACCAUGCUGGCGGAGCUAGUCCCCCACCCCCACCUCCACCUCCUCGGGACAGCGAGAACUCCCAGCCCAAACAGAUCUGCACCUUCUGCCUCAGCAACCAGAGAAAGUUGAGUAAAGACCGGGACAGGAAGACUGCGAUCCGGAGUUAGGAGCCAAAGGUCAACUCAAGGAAGGGGGUGGGGAAGCAGAAGGAUGAGAAAUGACAACAAAUAGAGACAAAGAAAAAAAAGCUACACAUCAUACAUCUGCUCCCUGAUUCUGGACCCCCUGGGGACAUGGGCCUCAGUACUCAGAACUGUAUUAAGCUCACUGGGUAAGCCUCCCCCCUGUCACAGAGCAGACUCUGGGUUCUUGAGACCCUACUAAGAGCACUGUACAAAAAGGAAAAGACUCCUAUGUGGUGGACACUUGGCCUGAAUAAGGAAGACUGUGCCCUCUACCUCAGAAUGAGGCCAUCAGCCAAGUCGGCUGUGCCUGGGAGAGGAGGAAGGAAAAGAAGAUGGUGUGAGGAGGAGAGGACUGUCAGCAUCCACCCUCCCCACCAAGAGUUAAGUGUUCUCUCCCCAAAGACCCUAGCUGGCUUUCUGGUCACUGAAGAACUUUAAACUAUUCUGAAUUCUGA
Monodelphis domestica (gray short-tailed opossum) is the source of this 1242-nucleotide messenger RNA. It is a transcript of the gene SCX, whose product is annotated as scleraxis bHLH transcription factor. Gene Ontology annotation, molecular function: RNA polymerase II transcription regulatory region sequence-specific DNA binding; DNA-binding transcription factor activity, RNA polymerase II-specific; protein dimerization activity. Gene Ontology annotation, biological process: developmental process; regulation of transcription by RNA polymerase II. The record is from RefSeq and is a predicted model, not a curated record. Lineage: Eukaryota; Metazoa; Chordata; Mammalia; Didelphimorphia; Didelphidae.